UAUAGAAGAUGAAGUGUUUUUCACGGACAGUUUUCCACUUCACAAUCCUAAUGGAAAAGGUGGUAAAGCAAUGAUUCCAAAAAGCAUUCCAGCUUCACCAGAAACUGCCCAUAGCUUAGCGGCAUCGCGUUAUAAACGUGAUCAAAUGAAUUAUUCACAAAAACGAAAUAAAUCUAUAAAUAAAAAAGAAGUUGUCUCCAGAAAUAACUGUGAUAUUAUUAGAAAUCCUUUAGAGGUUAAAAAUGCGGAUACGGUAAAACUUGAAGACAAUGAAGGGAGCAAUUUGUGUCAGUCAAAUAAUUCCAGUUUCCAAGGGUCGUUUCUUCAGGAUUAUGUAAAGCACUGGUCAGAUGAUCCGUUUGUUCUAAAUACAUGUUUUGAGAGUUAUCCUGAUGGAAGUGAGUUUGCAGGACAUGAGUUUGAGUCUUUAAACUUCAACAGAGACUACACAAGAAGUCCUUCCGGAGAUUUACAUUUUCAGCCAAUAUUUCCUGGUGAAGAAAUCCAAGACAGCAAUAUGGCAGAAAUGGUUGUUACGGAAACAUUCCCUGGAAUGUAUGAACAUGUGACGAAGAUGGGAAGAGUGGGCAAGAAUCACCGAGAUUUACACUCAGCUGGUCCGCAAUUCCGGAAACUACCAUUCCAAGACCAAACCUUUCCAAUGACACAGACUUCGACUCCAGUGUCCACACCAACUCCUAGAAAAAGUGAGCCAGUGAUCAUAAAAUUUGAUGAAGAAGAUGACCUCUUUAAGUUUCCGGAAAUUGCUACAUCUCAAAGAAGCAGACCUCAAGCUGAUAUCACACCAUUUGUAAGCAAGAGAUUGUGGAUCUUGGUGACAUAUUUGUUACUCUGUGAUGAUCCUAGAGAAAAUGUUUGUGUAAAAAUAUUCUGUCCUCCACAGCUGUUUCAAAUAGAAGUGGGGAAGUUGUCAAAUGCUGGAGGAAAAACAGACAAGUACCAACCAAUUGCAAUGACCUGA
Molecule: messenger RNA, 982 nt
Organism: Ruditapes philippinarum (Manila clam)
Lineage: Eukaryota; Metazoa; Mollusca; Bivalvia; Venerida; Veneridae
Exons: 7
Coding region: 71-982 (303 amino acids)
Source: RefSeq, a predicted model, not a curated record